AUGUCUUCAGUUCCACCCGGAGGUCUCAUUCUCGUCACAGGCGCUAAUGGUUAUUUCGCCAGCGUCACCAUCAAGGUCUUCUUGGAACGCGGGUACCGGGUCCGGGGCACCGUACGCAACAUCGAAUCUAGCGCCUGGAUGAAAGCCUACUUUGGUUCUGGAUUCGAACUGGUCGAAGUUCUCGAUAUAUAUCGACCCGGUGCCUUUGACAAAGCCGUCAAAGGUGUCAGCGGGAUCGCCCACACCGCCAUGAAUAUGAGCAUGGAUCCUUACAACCAAGGCAUCAUUGAAGACACGGUCAGGUCCUACCUCGAGCUCCUCGAGGCGGCCGCCAAGGAACCCAGCGUGCAAAGCAUCGCCGUGACCUCCUCUUUGUCUGCGUGCGUCCUCCCAACAACCGGUGUGCCGUACAAAAUCAACGCAGAGACCUGGAACGAAGCAGCUAUCGAACAAACGGCACGGCCGUGGGACCGCAAGGGCAACUCACGCUGGCACGGGAUCAAGCUGUAUGCUGCCUCCAAGGCGCGCGGAGAGCAAGAGGCAUUCGCGUGGGUGCGCGAACACAAACCACCCUUCUCCUUCAAUACCGUUGUUCCCAACGUGGCUUGGGGCAUAGCUAUCUCGCCCGAGAACAUGGGAUAUCGCAGCAGCGCCGCGGUCAUGGAUGCCGUCGUCAAGGGAUACCCUGCCGCGCCAUCAAUCCUCCCAUCGCAGUGGUACAUCGAUAUUGAGGAUGCGGCACUGCUGCAGCUAGGUGCUCUGACGCUCCCCGAGGUCAAAGGCGAGCGCUUGUUCGCCUUUGCGGGGAGGUACUCGUGGACGCAAAUCCUCGAGAUCUUACACCGGCGCUAUCCCGACAAGGUCUUGCUGAAAUCGGUUGAUGAGACGGCUGUUGAUGCUAUGGAGGUGGACAAUGCUCGCUGCGUGGAGAUACUGAAGAUGAUGGGGAAAGAGGGCGGCUUCACUUCGUUGGAGGACACGCUUGUCAAGGCAGUGGACACCAUCCUCGAGAACCAGUCGAAGAAUGUGCCAAAAACGACGAUAGACCUCUAUUACGAGAACUUGAAUAUCGAGUCGAGCAAGAAAUAG
This is a messenger RNA of Thyridium curvatum, 1089 nucleotides long. RefSeq lists its product as uncharacterized. The coding region runs from base 1 to 1089 and encodes 362 amino acids. The transcript has a single exon. NCBI's taxonomy places the organism in Eukaryota, Fungi, Ascomycota, Sordariomycetes, Thyridiales, Thyridiaceae. The record is from RefSeq and is a predicted model, not a curated record. Gene Ontology annotation, molecular function: oxidoreductase activity, acting on the CH-OH group of donors, NAD or NADP as acceptor.